Messenger RNA from Jatropha curcas, 2432 nucleotides. Its product is annotated as BRCT domain DNA repair protein. The record is from RefSeq and is a predicted model, not a curated record. Lineage: Eukaryota; Viridiplantae; Streptophyta; Magnoliopsida; Malpighiales; Euphorbiaceae.
AUGGUGCGUAUCUCGUUUCUUUAUACCAUUAAAGUGAAAAGAAACAAACAAAAGCAGAGCUAAAGUAGUCGUUUUUACGAAAUCCAAUUUCAAAUUUGCAGAGAAACAGAGCAAAGCAAAAGAAAGGGAUCUGACUUCAAAAUUCUCAACUUGUCUCUAUCUCUGCCUCUGCUGCCUCUGAGUAUCAGCAGAAUCCCACUAUCUUUGAUUCCUUUUCUCUUUAUCAACAAUAAAAAUUCACAUUCCUUUCCUGUUCUGUUUUGUCUUCAAAGACUAUACGGUCUAAUUAUGGGCUUUGUUGAUAGUAUUCUCUUUCAUUUGUCAACAUUACGAUUUUCUUUGCGUAGAAUUCAAUUCCCCUUUUUUAUUUUUUUGAAUAAUUAGUCAUUUCAAAUUAUUCAUCAUUACCUCGUAUUCAUUACCUUUUUGAUUACUUACGAAGCUUUGUUUCCCGCCUAUUAAUCUUUUUUUUUUCUUUUUCUUUUGUAAUGCGCAAGUCAUGGAAUUUUCAUUCUCUGCUUUGAAAGGCCCUUCCUUUGUUGGUUUUAGCUUUUGUUCAUUGGUUAAUUGCAAAUUAAGGAGGUGAUUAUUAUGGGUGGUAAAGUCGAAGUUGUUAAUAGUAAGGGGUGUUCAAGGCUUUUUGUGGGUUUCUCUGCUUCAAUCCCUUCUUUUAGAGGUUUGCAAUCUUUCGAGCCAAUGUCUCCUGCCACAUCCUCUGUUGGGUCUGAACCGGUGGUGGUUCGAUCAUCCGGUCCGUUUGCCGGUCUUGUUAUAUGUGUCACUGGUCUAUCUAAAGAAGCAAGGAAACAAGUCAUGGAAGCAACAGAGAGAUUAGGCGGUCACUACAGCCCCAAUUUGCAUCCUCAGUGUACACAUUUGGUGGUCCAGAGCUUUGGUGGACGGAAGUUUGAGCAUGCUUUGAAGCAUGGAUCGAAAAAUGGACUCUUCGUUGUAACACUUGGAUGGUUUGUGGACAGCGUCAGGAGGAAUGUGAGAUUGAGUGAAUCACUUUACAGUCUCAAGACUGUUGGGGAAAAUGAUGUGCGCUUGGAUGACUUAAAUCGACUUGUUGGUUUUGGUGGUGCUGAAAAUUCUUGUCUUCCUGUCAGUAUUAAUGAUGCCAAGAAAUAUGACGUGACUGAAGCACUGCAUAAACAAUCAUCUGGAAGAAGUUCUACUAAAAGUAUUGAACCUGUUCUGUCUGGUAAUUCCAUGUAUAUUGAUUCAGACAUUUCUGAUGAAAUGCGGAAUAAGGUUUAUGAGGCAGCUACUAGAGAAGGUGCCACAUUUUUAGAUCGAUGGUUUGUUGGCUGUGGUGCAAGUUAUAUAGUUUGUGAAGGGGCUUCUGUCCAAAGAUAUCUUGGGCACUCUAACAACCUUGUGACUCCACUUUGGGUUCUGAAAACAGCAAAGGAGAAACAUGUCCAGAGGCUUGUUCGGAUGUCUACUGAUUUGACCAGGCAGGUUGGGAUUAUGCUUGAAAAUUAUCAAAAUGGCAUUGCAGGGCAGGAAAUAAACAAGGAAAAUGGCCCUCAAGAUGCUAAGGGUUUGAGAAGUAACGCAAGCUACGAAGAAAGACAACAUAUUGUGAAUUUUGCUAAAAAUGGGGUUAGAAGUCGCCGUGGUCGUCGAAUGCAGACCUGUCAAACCCCAAUACGUCCGAUAACACCAAGCAGCCUUCUGGAUUCAAUCUGCUGGUCAAUAUCUGAGCCAACUUCAACUGCUUCCAUUUAUACAGACUCUUUUAGCAGUGAAGAUGUUAGUGAACAUCAUACAUCUGUGUUCUUUGAUGCAAAGGGGGACAUCAAGGAUUCAGAAGCUUCCUUUGCAAAUCUAACACGACCACUUACAGAAAGCGAGAAAACUGAGUUAGUAUUUAAGAAUCACUUUCUGACCAUACUGUUUCCCAUUGACCGCUUCUCCGAAAUGGGGCCUUCUUCAAGAACAUUUUUCAGUGAAAAUGGCUUCACAUGUUUGAAGGUGUUAGAUCAUAUAUACGCAUUUUAUCAGGAAAAUAUGUCAGCCUCAGAAAUAGAAGUUGCCAUUCACACUGAUUCAAGACAUGCUGACCGGCUCCGAUCAGUGUAUUCCAGUAAAGAAACGUCCGAGCUUGGUUAUUUGAUUUUCAAACGGAUCGAUUUUUUAGGGAGCCGAAAGAGUUUUGAGAUGUUGAAGCGUGUCACUGGAGAUAACAACAGUAAUGUAUAUGAACUGUUGAUUAGAGCAUAAAUGUCCUCGUAUAAAGGAUUCCAUGUCACUUGAAGACAGCUAUACCUUUUCAAUUUGAUUUAUCAACAAUUUUCCAAACAAGGAAAUGCAGUUUUCUAAUUUGCAUGACAGAAAUGAUAUUUUUUCCUUGAAUUUCAGUAAUACUUCUGUUCAAGUUUGUACAACGCAAGUAAAAAGUGGAAAUACCAACAGAUUUUGUUAAA